AUGCCGGCGUCUGACCCAGAUUCUUCGGCUCCGGCUGUUACAAAGUAUGACAGUCUCGUCAAGCAGCUCGACCGGCUUUUCGCCGCGUCCACUAAUCCGCUAGUUGAACGUCACGAGUUCACUAGUCGUCGCCAACUCCCCGGCGAGAGUUUCCUCGACUACGCGACAGUCCUGAAGGAGAAAGCCGUACGAUGGAAGUUUGGGCUCACGUACGCGGAACGCGUCCACGAUCAGAUUAUUCACGGCUCGUCCAACUUGUGGUUGAGAGAGAAGUUGCUGGCAUACGGUGAAGAGUUGUCCUUGGAGAAAGCGGAAGAAGUCGGUCGGACGCUCGAAGCAUUGUCCUUGGCGAACCAAGCGUUUGCUCCCAGUCAACCUGAACAUGUGGAAGCUGUUGGGCAAGGCGCCCAAUAUGGCGGCGCAAAGAGAAAGAAUGGCUGCGCCAGUCGGGGAGGUCGUGACGUCACGUCACCAGGUCCUGGAGGCCAAGAUGGCGACUUUCAGCCGCAGUCGUCGUCUGGGUACCGUGCUCCAGUCCCAAAUGAGAAGUCUCAAGGCAACUUCCAACCUCAAUUGUGCGACCGCUGUGGAAGCAGACGGCACCACUCAAGUUUUCGAAAUUGUCCAGCCCGAAGUCGGCGUUGCAAUACGUGCAACGCUUGGGGACAUUUCACGUCGAUGUGCCGCAAGACUGCCCCUGUACAGCGCGUCUUUUCGAGGGGAGCUGUCGACGUCGUACCGGAGCAGCAGGCCUCCACUCAGUUGAACUCAACUUCAAGGUCAUCAGUGUUAUCUUCAGAUCGUCCUUUGUUGUCCGUGCUCACAGUUAGCACCUCUUCCAGAAAAGACUUAGUCGUCCACGCUGUGGUCGAUGGUGUUACCCUGCGACUACUGGUGGAUACAGGAGCGUCUGUAUCCUUGAUGACUGCAGAAGACUUUCAGCGUCAUUUCAGCAAACAGCACAGCCUGUCCAAAGCUGUAGUCGACUUGCGAAACUUCUCCAAACAGUGCAUCAGGAUCCUUGGCUCCUUCCAAGCUCCAGACAAAGUGUUGCAGCGGUCUUGCGCCGUGGUCUUCUACGUCACCAUUAAGGGCACAUCGCUUUUGGGCCUUGACGCCAUUCAGCGACUGGGCAUCCAGAUUGACGGCGCGUCGUUGACGUGUCGACUCGCAUCAUGUGAAGUGCAGUGUCCCUCCAACGUGCCUUCGGGCUUCGAGCAGCUCUUCAGCGACGAGUUGGGUCUCGUCAAGGGUUUCAUUUAUCGCAUUCAACUGCGGCCAGGUGUGACUGCGGUUGCAUCCAAGCUGAGGCAUCUCCCUCUGGCUUUUCGCGAUCAGGUGGCGACCGAGUUUCGACGAAUCGAGGACUCUGAUGUCAUCGAACGCGACGACGCUUCCGAGUGGGUCUCGCCGCUCGUCGUCGUUCGCAACAAAAAUGGAAGCAUUCGGCUGUGUGUAGAUCUCAGGGAACCAAAUAAGGCAAUUAUCAUCGAUGGGUAUCCUUUGCCGCACGUUGAAGAGUUGUUGCAGAUGUUUCAUGAAUCCACUUGUUUUUCUAAGCUAGACUUGGUGUCAGCUUAUCACCAGCUGUUGUUAGAGGAGAGCAGUAGGGACUUAACGACGUUCAUCACGCAUGAUGGCUUCUUCAGGUUUAAGCGUGUCUGUUUCGGUCUGGCGUCUGCGCUUGCAGUUUUUCAAAAAAUGAUGUCCAGAUUUUAA
Rhipicephalus microplus (southern cattle tick) is the source of this 1719-nucleotide messenger RNA. RefSeq lists its product as uncharacterized. Lineage: Eukaryota; Metazoa; Arthropoda; Arachnida; Ixodida; Ixodidae. The record is from RefSeq and is a predicted model, not a curated record.